AUGAGCGCAUCAAGGUUCAUAAAGUGCGUCACGGUUGGUGAUGGAGCUGUUGGCAAAACAUGUUUGCUCAUUUCUUACACCAGCAACACCUUUCCCACGGACUAUGUCCCCACUGUUUUUGAUAACUUUAGUGCUAAUGUGGUUGUAAACGGGGCAACCGUGAAUCUUGGAUUGUGGGAUACUGCAGGGCAGGAGGAUUACAACAGAUUAAGACCAUUGAGUUACCGUGGAGCUGAUGUUUUCAUACUAGCUUUCUCUCUGAUUAGUAAGGCUAGUUAUGAGAAUGUCUCCAAGAAGUGGAUCCCUGAGUUGAAACACUAUGCUCCUGGUGUCCCCAUUGUCCUUGUUGGUACCAAACUAGAUCUUCGGGAUGACAAACAGUUUGUUGUCGACCAUCCUGGUGCUGUCCCUAUUACCACUGCUCAGGGAGAGGAGCUCAAGAAGCUAAUUGAAGCGCCUGCUUACAUUGAAUGCUCUUCAAAAUCACAAGAGAAUGUGAAGGGAGUCUUUGAUGCAGCCAUCAGAGUGGUUCUUCAACCUCCAAAGCAGAAGAAAAAGAAGAGCAAAGCACAAAAGGCUUGCUCCAUUCUGUAA
Messenger RNA from Eruca vesicaria subsp. sativa (arugula), 594 nucleotides. Lineage: Eukaryota; Viridiplantae; Streptophyta; Magnoliopsida; Brassicales; Brassicaceae. The record is from the annotation of a GenBank genome assembly.